This is a messenger RNA of Annulohypoxylon maeteangense, 586 nucleotides long. Its product is annotated as mitochondrial ATPase inhibitor, IATP-domain-containing protein. The record is from RefSeq and is a predicted model, not a curated record. The transcript has 4 exons. Gene Ontology annotation, molecular function: ATPase inhibitor activity. Bases 82 to 399 code for a protein of 105 amino acids. Lineage: Eukaryota; Fungi; Ascomycota; Sordariomycetes; Xylariales; Hypoxylaceae. Gene Ontology annotation, cellular component: mitochondrion. Gene Ontology annotation, biological process: negative regulation of ATP-dependent activity.
CGCCAAUUAAAUAUCACGAACAGGAUUUCCCAUAGAUCGAUCGAAUUCUCCCUUUCGAAUAAAACCUCCAUCGCCGCUACAAUGUUCCGUCAAACCCUGACCAAAGUCCCGUCCCGUGGCCUCCGCCUCGCUCCCUCUUCCGUCCGGCCCUUCUCGACGACUCUCCGCGUUAUGGCUGAGGGAGAUACCGGUUCGCCGAGCAGGUUAGGUAGUCUAGGUGGUUCAGGUGACGCUUUCCAAAAGCGCGAAAAGGCCAGCGAAGACUACGCCAUCCGCCAGCGCGAGAAGCAAAAGCUACUCGAGCUGCGCCAGAAGCUCCGCGAGCAGCAGGAGCACCUCCAGAAGCUCUCCGACCACAUUGACGAGUUGACCAAGGAGCAAGGCGGCGAACACAACUAAAUAUGUACCAGAAACUUGUAAGAGAAGGGUCCGAAACUCCGUGUUCAUUAAGGUGCCCAGCAUCGGCGCGCGAGUUUUUGCCCGGUCACUAAAAAAGCCAGAUUCGUCCUUCGGCCAUCGCAUUUUUUUGCCAUGCCUUAAUGUACAUAAAUAAAGCCAUUGCCAUACGGGCGAUGAGCUUUCGUUG